CAGAAUCCAUGACAGAUAUCCAGAUAAGCUUGAGCAGCUUUGAGGAAGAAAAUUGAAGACAAAAUAUGGCACAGCCAGCCAGCCACAUGGGGUGUUGUUGAAGACAUGGGUUGAGAUGCAGGUGAGGAAACGAUUGACUGAAGGGAGAUUUCCUUGACAAGGGGUCCUCAGGGUAUGCUGCUCAUCACACCGAUCGAAACGAGCGAUGCCGUUUAGAACAAGAGCAACCUGACACACACAUGUACAGCACUGGGGAAUUCCUCACGACACCUUUAAGACAUGCUUUCUCUCUCUCUCUCUCCUGUGUGUUUCACUCGCCCCACCUUUCCCUCUCUUUAACGUCGACCCCUCCUUUCUACAGCUGACUUAUUCUCAUUUAAAUGUCUGCGGGGUAAAACACCUCUCCCUGCUCGUAACUCACAGCUGAAGUUUACACUCCCCUUCAUAGCACACUGACAUGUACAGCAAAGCAGAGAGACCUCAGCCGGACACUGUUCAAGGACGAAGUUCUUGUUUUGAUGGACUCUCUUGAGCAAAAGAAGUUUGGAUUUGGAUAACGCAAAAUGCAUUGGCAGUGUAUUCUACAUCAUUUGAUCAUGCAUUCAUUGUAAUGCUUAUUAAAAUACAACCUAAAAAAAGGACCUCAGAGGACAGCGGCAUCUCCAGGAGUGAGUAAGAUGCCAGUUUAAUUAGGAGUGACUCCUCAGCUGUUUCCUGGACGUCUUCUCAUCCUCACAGUUUGGAUGUAAGGAUGGUCUCUGGGCUUUGAGAAUCGCUUUGUGUGUGAAUGGAGCUGAGAGAGCGGAGACCCUGAUGUCGGAGCUGCUGCUGCUGGCCUGUGUGCUCCUCUCCUGGAUCAUCACCUGCCAGUCUGGACCAUGGAGACCUUGCACAGAUUUGUUACCAUUGGACCUCCUGUCCCGGGUGCUUCCUGUGUCCGGCAGGGCUCAGGACGGGAUACGCAUGGUCCAGUCCAGAGGUGCUCGUGGAUUUCAGUUUUCUGGAUCUCCACAGCUGUUCAGCUUCCCUGCCUCUCGGCUCUUCAUUAAUUGUAACUUCUUUCCCGCCGAAUUCUCCAUCGUUGUCACUCUGAAAAUCCCACAAAUAGCUCCUGAGAAGAGUGAAUACAUCUUCACACUGUUGGAGGGAGAUUCAGAUGAGCCGCUCCUCGGCCUGCGUCUGUCCCAAAACAAGUUCCACUUUCUACAGAAGGGUCACAGUAGCAGGAAACGCAUCACUUUUAAGGCAGUAGGGCUGGAUGAUAACCGCUGGCACACUGUGGUCUUGGCAGUGACGGGACGCUACACAAUUCUCACUGUGGACUGUGGCACACCUCUAGAGCUAGUGCUUGAAAGGCCUUUCCCCGAUGAUCUUGAUACAACUGGUUCCACAUUCUUCAUUGCUAGCAGAAGAAGAUGGAACGGUCUAUUUUCAGGGUCUCUUCGGCAGCUAGUGUUGUUACCUGGUUCAGAUGCUACCUCACAAAUUUGUCCCUCAUCUGAGCCCCGGCUGUCUGCUCUCUCAGUUCCUCAGGCCCUCUUACACCUGCCAAUCAAACCAUCAUCCACUGACCUUCCCCUCCACCCUUAUGAGGCAGAGGUUCGGGUGACUGCCGGUGUGAUUCCUCCCUGUGGACGCUCCCAGGAGGGACAGCUGUGGUUUAACACACUGAAGAGAGGACUGUUUCUCUGCGAUGGGAUUACGUGGCUCAAUAUGCUGCAAGUGAAAGAGAAGCUGGACUACGUGGAGGAUCACCAGGAUUUAUUUACCAACUCUGAGACAUUUGACAUCGAGGUUUUCCACAUCACUUCUGUAGGACUUUUCAUGGCGACCGCCAACCGUGAUUCCAACCUCGGAUCAGGAAUUUACAAAUGGACAGAUGGGAGGUUUGAACGAUAUCAGAACAUCAGCACCUAUGAUGCACAAGCAUGGCAAUACUUCACAGUGGGCAAAAAGAAGUUCCUGGUUGUUGCUAACUGCAGAAGUAAGGAUGCAGGGGACCAUGAGCAGUCUGUGAUUUAUAAGUGGAGCUCAAGGAAGCUGAAAUUUAUUCGCUAUCAGACUCUGAACACGCACAGCGCUCGUGACUGGGAGGCUUUCAACAUUCAAGACGAAACUUUCCUCGCCGUGGCCAAUCAUAGGCAAGGGGAGAGAAACCAUAAUAUUGACAGUGUAAUCUACAAGUGGAACCCAGCUACUCAGUUUUUUGAGGUCAAUCAGACGAUCCCCACCACUGGUGCUUAUGAUUGGGAGUUUUUCUCCAUCGGUCCAUAUUACUUCCUUGCAGUCGCUAACACUUUCAAUGGAAGAUCUACAGUCAUUGAUUCUACUAUCUAUAUCUGGCUGGGAGGGAUGUUUCAGCCUUAUCAGUUCAUUACAACCUUUGGGGCGAUAGACUGGGAGAUGUUCCAGAUUGAAAACAGAGUCUUCUUGGCUGUGGCGAACAGCCAGAUGCUCACGGAGGAGGGCAAGAUUCUGUACUCCAUCAACUCCACCAUCUAUGAGCUCAGCGUGACAUCUCAGACCUUCAUCAAGUUUCAGGAUAUUGAAACGAACAGUGCUUUGGACUGGGAGUAUUUUACUGUGGGAGAUGACAAGUUCCUGGUGGUCGCCAACUCCUAUGAUGGAAGCUCAUACUCUCUUAAUAGUGUUAUAUACAGGUGGCAGGGUUAUGAGGGGUUUAUCCCUGUGCACAGACUGAGCACCAAUGGCUGCAGAGAUUGGGAAUAUUUUAACACAACCGAUGGCUCCUACCUCAUCUACUCCAGUGCCAGAGCUGCUCUCUCUAAAGUCCUUAAACUAAGGACCAUCUAGUGGCACUGGACAUAUGGACAACAGCAACUCAAAGCAUGAACACAAGUGAACCGCUAAAUUAGAUGUUCUUCAAUGCAAAUGUUAUCCGAAACUUAAAUCAAUGUAUCACAUGAUGACACUUUAACACAUGCACUUAAUGACAUACCUUCAACAUUCAAAACAGUCCACUGACCGCCUGAACAACAACAGCACACACAUUUCAGAAGAUUUAUACCUGCACUUAUUUGCACAGAGAUCAUCAAUACGCUUUGUUGAUUAAAAUAUCAUUAUUUCCGGUGGUUAUGCAUCAUUACUCUGCACAUGAAGACAGCUAACAAUUUAUGGAUGACUGGAAAAAUAGUUUUAUCAGCCAGCAAAGACACUGUAUUUAACUGUACUGUACUGUCUGUAAGCUAAUGAUUUACAUUUUUUGUAUUUUUUUUUUUUUUUAUUAGAAGGCUUUUAAACCGAAGUGUUCAGGUAUAUGCAAUAAAUAUAAUUAAGACAUUAUUUAUAAUAGAUAAAUAAUAAUAAAAAAUGACUAUGAGGAUUUCAAUAAUGCACAGACUAUUUUCUUUUUAUAUUAUAACUAUGACUUAUUUUAGAGCUUGAUUGUGUUGUAAAACAAUGUU
Molecule: messenger RNA, 3425 nt
Organism: Onychostoma macrolepis
Lineage: Eukaryota; Metazoa; Chordata; Actinopteri; Cypriniformes; Cyprinidae
Gene: tspearb
Product: thrombospondin-type laminin G domain and EAR repeats b
Exons: 13
Coding region: 814-2814 (666 amino acids)
Biological process (GO): signal transduction
Source: RefSeq, a predicted model, not a curated record